Morchella importuna is the source of this 348-nucleotide messenger RNA. RefSeq lists its product as uncharacterized. The transcript is spliced from 2 exons. The record is from RefSeq and is a predicted model, not a curated record. Lineage: Eukaryota; Fungi; Ascomycota; Pezizomycetes; Pezizales; Morchellaceae. Bases 1 to 348 code for a protein of 115 amino acids.
AUGUCAAGCUCCACACAAAAGCUCACAAAAGAGGAAAUCGACCGUCUCGUCGCCACGGCAACAAAAGAUGCUGCGCACCGGCGUAUGGAAAUUCUCGACAUCGCACGCGAAGCCGGAAUCAAUGCACCGCUCUCUGUUAUCGAGGCUGCAUUCGAGUCAAGGGGGUUCGGGAGGUAUCCAGAGACAAAAGUGACAAAGGAGGAGCUUGAACUUAUCAAAGCGGGGAAGCAUUGGAGUCAGACCGAGGAGGGGAAGGCAUGGGCAAAGGCAAACUCAGAAGUCAGGGAUGCAUCAGGAAAUAUCAUCAAGCCCGCUGGAACUGGUGCACCUACACACCUAAAUGGCUAA